This is a messenger RNA of Phragmites australis (common reed), 2192 nucleotides long. Its product is annotated as probable methyltransferase PMT19. Gene Ontology annotation, cellular component: endosome; cytoplasm; trans-Golgi network. Bases 104 to 1948 code for a protein of 614 amino acids. Gene Ontology annotation, molecular function: methyltransferase activity. The record is from RefSeq and is a predicted model, not a curated record. The transcript has 6 exons. NCBI's taxonomy places the organism in Eukaryota, Viridiplantae, Streptophyta, Magnoliopsida, Poales, Poaceae.
GACGACCCCGCCGCCCACUGCGAUUCGCUCGCUCGGAGCAUCCAUCGGAUCGGAUACUCUACUCUACUAGCGUGUAGCGUAUCACGAGGCGUCGCCGGCGGCCAUGCCGGUCUCGUUGCCGUCGCCGGCCGCCGUGAUCUCGGCACUGCCGCGCGCGCUCUCCCUCGCGGCCGCGGCAGUCGCGGCGGCCACCACGUCCCUCCUCCUCAUCUCCGCUGUCGUCUCCCGCUCCCACCACGUUGCCUCCUCCUCCUCGUCGCCUCCCCCGUCCAGCAGCGCCUCCACCACAGCCGCCCUGGCCCCGGCGCCAGCUCCCGACCCCGAGCACCACCACCCCCCGCCCCCUCCCGUUCCGCCAUGCCCACCCAACGCCACGCACCUCGUCCCUUGCCACGAGCUUCCCUCCGGUGAGCGCCACUGCCCCCCGCGCCCGCCUCCUCCUCCUCUUCACCCGCCGAAGGAACCUCCGCCACAUCCCCCGCACCCUCCGCCGCCCCCGCCGCACUGCCGCGUCCCGCCCCCGCCCAUGUACCGCCCGCCCCCGCCGUGGCCCGUGCGGCGCGAGCGCGCGCGGUACGCGAACGUGGAGCUUCCGCUGCUACCCGCGGCCAAGGUGGCGGCUGGCCAGGGCCCCGCUCGCGGGCGCGGGGAGUGGCUCGUGUUCCCCAAGGGGGUGCGAAAUUACGUCGAGCAGCUGGAGCGCGUGGUGCCGCUCCGCGGCGGCGUGGUGCGCACGGCGCUCGACGUCGGCUGCGGGGUUGCUAGCUUUGGAGACUACCUGUUGAACUAUGGCAUCCUUACCAUGUCCAUUGCUCCGAGGAAUAUACAUGGAGUACAAGUGCAGCUCGCGUUGGAGCGUGGAUUGCCUGCGAUGAUCGGAGUGCUCGGUGCUCACAGGCUGCCAUAUCCAUCGAGGUCAUUUGACAUGGUGCACUGUGCAAACUGCCUUGUUCCAUGGGCUGCUCAUGAUGGCCUCUAUAUGCUGGAAAUUGACCGCCUUCUCCAACCUGGUGGCUUUUGGGUUUUCUCUAAGCCACCCAUCAGCUGGAAAUCAUCAUACAAUGUUUCGAAUCAAGCGGUCAAGGACAUGCAGGACAGACAAUUAGCUAUGGAUGAUAUGGCGAAUAAGCUUCGUUGGACAAAGCUGACUGGUAAGAGCACAAUUGCUAUUUGGAGAAAGCCUCCUAAUCAUCUCCACUGUGACCAAGAAGAAAAGCUCCUGGGAUCGCCAUCAUUCUGUACAGGAGAUGACCCAGAUAGUGCUUGGUAUGUGAAUAUUUCAAUGUGUAUAACAUGUCUUCCAAGAGCUGAACUUGUUAAUGGUUGUGCUGGUGGUGCCGUGGAAAAGUGGCCUAAAAGACUUCAUGCAGUGCCACCAAGGAUAGUGAGAGGGGAAAUGAAGUGGUUGUCCAUUCAGACAUAUAAACACGACAGCUUGAUUUGGGAGAGAAGGGUUAAUUUCUACGUAACAUAUUUGAAAUAUUUAUCUAAUGGAACUUACAGAAAUGUCAUGGACAUGAAUGCUGGUUUUGGUGGCUUUGCUGCUGCUAUGUCCAAGUAUCCUGUUUGGGUCAUGAAUGUGGUUCCUGCAAAUAUAACAAACAAUACUCUUGGCAUCAUCUAUGAGCGUGGCCUGAUUGGUACAUACAUAGACUGGUGUGAGGCCUUCUCUACUUACCCACGAACAUAUGAUCUGAUCCAUGCAAAUGGAAUCUUCAGCUCGCAUAUUCACAAAUGUGGGAUUAUCGACAUCCUGGUUGAGAUGGAUCGCAUUCUCCGGCCAGGGGGAGCCGCUAUAGUUCGGGACAGAGCUGAUGUUGUUCUGAAAGUCAAGAAGGAUGCCGAUCGUCUAGGAUGGCAUAGCCGAAUUGUCGACACUGAAAAUGGGGCCUUGGAUCUUGAGAAGCUUCUCAUCGUGGAGAAGUCCCUUCCUCUCCCAGGGAGCUAAAACUAGUAGCAAGAACCAGGAUCAGUAAGCAUUUGAUGUCUUCGCGAUGAGGAAUUCUAGCACUUCUCACAUCUCCAGAAAGGUCGACUAAGAUCUCAUUACCUGUAUAGAUGAAAGUACAAAGGCGACUAGGAUGCUAUUACCUGUACAGAUGUAGGGUAUAAGGCGAUUGUACACUCAGAAUUGCAGAUCAAGAUAUAUGAUCGGUCCAAUAUAUUUGAGCUAUCGAGGUCAUGUUUGUUUC